Messenger RNA from Maylandia zebra (zebra mbuna), 3501 nucleotides. The record is from RefSeq and is a predicted model, not a curated record. NCBI's taxonomy places the organism in Eukaryota, Metazoa, Chordata, Actinopteri, Cichliformes, Cichlidae.
CCCCACCACACUUCCAUCCCAUCAUCGGUUUCUCCGUCUUUCUGGCCCUGUCCCACUACAUCCCGGAAAUCGGAAUACGCCCUAGUUCAAUAAUUCUGAUUUAAUCAAAAAACGCACCAUGAAUUCACGUCGUCGUGCUCCAGAUUAAGUUUAAAGUCGGAUUCCAGUUUUUCCCUCUCGGAAUUUUAAUUUGAAAUGGUCCCUCAAUAGAGAUUUGCACCUCACAAACGUCGGAGCAGCUUCACAAUCCCAGAGUUAACCAUUCAGAACACUGAUAGCUUUUCAGCAUGAACGCCCACACUAAACGAAGAGCAACGUUUAAGCUAACUUUCACUACAGAAUUUUAAAGGGUUACUGUUAUUUAAAAAAUAAUUGCUUCAGCCGCUAUAUAAGGCAGCAUGUUAGCCUGUGAUAUCAUGGUUUCUGUGUUCCUCGUAUUUGCAUGUCGCGCUGCCUCCGUGGUUUCUGCGGUGUCUUGUCACACAAAGGAGUAUGCAACAAGGGAUGGGCAGUGCUGUCCGAUGUGCCAAGAAGGUACAGUUGUUCAGAGAGACUGCACAGCAUAUUCAGGAACUCGGUGCCGUUCCUGUGACCUGGGGACUUUCAUGAACCAACUCAAUGGUCUAUCUAACUGUUUCCCCUGCACUACCUGUGAUACAGGUCAUGGUCUCUUUGUCAAGCGGAACUGUACAGCAAAAACUGACACAGUGUGUGACGUUUUAAAUGGAUAUUACUGCAAAGGUUUGAUCGACAGUAAUGGAUGUAGUUUGGCAGAGAAACAUUCACAGUGUGAAGCUGGUCAGAAGAUAAAAGAAUCUGGAACCAGCAGAAGUGACACAGUGUGUGAAGACUGUCAGCCAGGCUUCUUUUCCAAGGACGGUGUGAAGUGCACUGCUUGGAAAACUUGCUCAAACCAACAGAUAAAGGUCAAAGGAAGCUCGACCAGUGACGUUGUCUGUGGGAGAACAUCAAGUCAACAUUACUUUGUGUUUUUACCUUUUUUGCUUUGCUCAGUAGCAUUUACUAGCCUUGUGACAGGUUAGUGCAUCGUCUGCAUUGUGUUGAUUUUUCAGUUUAAAGCCUUAACAACACAGUGUUGCCUUUUUAUUAUUGCUUAGGGUUUUUUUUCCUGCUGUAACACUAAUUUUCUUUGUGUACCAAUAAAGCAAAGAAGAAGAAGGAAGGGAAAAAAAUGACUUUUUAAAAAGAAAAUUGAACUCACUAAACAUUAGCAGUUUAUUUAUAUCAUUAAUAGACUUUUAGCUGGGAAGGCCAGAAGACCCAGCAUUGACAACUGAACAGGUGCUUUUGGAUCACGGUGUUGUUCCAAAAGGUGAUUUCUGGUGUUUCUGUAUGUUUUUUGUUUUGUUUUUAAUGCGUAAUGUCUUUGCUUGUAUUGGUAAGUAGUUGCAAUUUCUGCCUCUUGGCCCAACAUCUCUUUAAAAAGACUUUUUUUAAUGUCUAUGAGGCUUUUUAACUGAAUCCAUGAAGCACAUAUAAAAGUCACUUUGUCAUAAACUGAUUGCAGCUUCUACCUUGUGGGAAAAAAUGUUGUUUGUAAUUCAGAAUAACUCGAUAUCAUUCAUAACAGAAACGUCUGACAUACUUUUUACACAUUUUAGGCCAACAGGUCAUUAAUGACGGUUUAAAUGGGGGCAAUCACUUUUUGGAAAAUACUGGAAAUCACUUUUCUGGCACCACAGCUAAUUAUAGAAAACAUGUGUCCAAAGUCAGAUAUUCACUAAAAGUGUAAUUUAGUCACAAAGGACUUAGAUGUAGAGUAUCACAUUAAACAUUGCAGAAAUGUAAUGUAUCCUCUGUACUGUGUGUGCUGAGGGGCUUUGGUCUGAAGGAGUUCAUGUACAGCAACAUCAGAUAAAGUCUGUGGAGGGACUUUACUGAAUCUGAAGGUGUCCACUGCAUGAAGACACAGAAACACAGGAGCUGUAAACCAGGACACAUGAGUCAGAGCGGUUGAUUUUCUUGCUACAAGACAAAGUACUAAAAUGAGCGUAAUAUGUAAUAUAAAUAUAAAUAAUAUACAAUUCUGUUCAGUCUUGUAUAAAGUUUUUAAAAUCAAACUAACAGAUUUGAUGGCUGUUAUGAUGUAUUUGGUUGAUGCUGAAACUGUGGAACAUACCUUAAUUAAUGUUUCAUAAACUCUGAAUAUGGUGUUAAUUUGAAGUAAAAUGGUAACUAACUAGUGACCUGCUGGUUCACUUUUCAUUCACGGCCCUUUAAGUCACAGCUUACAGGCAAACAGCUCAAAGCAAACCUGAUGUAAAGAAGCAAAGACUGUGGGAGAAGCAGUUGGAAAAGAAGAACUGCAAUAAGAGUAAAAGUUACAGUGAAAACAAGCUGGAUGAAAUAAUCUGUUGGCCAAGUUCAGUGUUCUGUCCAAUAGAAGCUGAUUCGCCUUCUGUGGUGUGAUUUUAACCUGAAGCUGCACUCGCUCAUUCUUUCACAGCUUAAGAAAAACAAAGAAAUGCUUUUAGAUGUUUCAGACUUUUUUUUAUAUCAGAAUGAAAUAAUGACUCAGAUGAGGUCAUAACAGACACUCCUUCAGAUGACCUGUAAGUAUAAAACUGUGUAUAUUUGUGGUUUUGCAGGAACAGCCUCCACAGACAGUGGAUGCUCUGACUGCAGCAGUGGAACAUUAACACCUUGUCACUCACGCACUAAGUAAGUGACACUUCAGAGCAGACAUGGACACGUGAUUUCUUCCAGUGCAACAACUUUUUCAUUUUCCCCCCUCUGUACCUUCCAGAUGUGAGUCACUAAACCACAUGAUAACUCCAGGGCUUAUGCUCAAUGUUGGAAACAAAGGGGAAAAAAUUGUUACCAUCACUGGCUGUGUGGUGGUUUUAGUUAUGAUUGCCAUAGCUGUAGUGAUUUUAAUUAUUGUCAUUUUUAAAAGAUGUAUCUAUGUGAGGAUGUCAAAGAUCACUGAUAUCAUGAUUUAGAUUAUAUUUCCUGUCAAGUAAUAACUUUUUUAGACAAAAAUAAAACUCAAAACAAUAUAGGAAAUGAAAGUAUUUAUAUUUUUUUUAUUUUAUUUCUGAGAAGGAAAGAAAAGAAAAUGAAGCACUGAAUGGGUCAAAGGAGCAGACAAGACAACAGUGAAAUGUUCACUGUGGACUCUGAUCUUUUUUAAAAAGCAGCUAAAAACUCAACUUUUUAAACUUGUAUUUGGGUAAAGUUUUGUUUUAAUGUCUUAGAAUUUUGUAAUGAAGCACUUUGCGAUAUUUAGAGACGAUCAGAUUUUUACUGCAGCAUUAUGGAACAAAGAAUAGCAGUUUCUAAUGUUUUUAUCUUUCAUAUACAGAUUUUCCUUGGAACUGGUUGUGGAUGUUUGUGUAGAUGAAAGUUCAUAGUCAACACGUUCUCAGUCCCAAAGUGUAACAUUUUACGUUGCCAUAGUUAUCCUUGUAAUGUAUUUAUGGGGAAUAUUUCAUAAAAAAGGUUGACUGCACAGAGACAAUAAAGAAAACCUUCAACAAA